Messenger RNA from Microtus oregoni (creeping vole), 1227 nucleotides. RefSeq names its product serine protease inhibitor A3F-like. The record is from RefSeq and is a predicted model, not a curated record. The coding region runs from base 1 to 1227 and encodes 408 amino acids. The transcript has 4 exons. Gene Ontology annotation, molecular function: serine-type endopeptidase inhibitor activity. Lineage: Eukaryota; Metazoa; Chordata; Mammalia; Rodentia; Cricetidae. Gene Ontology annotation, biological process: negative regulation of endopeptidase activity.
AUGGCAGGGAUCUCAACUGAUGUCCUCUCCAGACCAGAUGACAUUUUGGGAAGGGCUGCUGCAGGCCAGGAAAUCCAAAACAAGAGAACACCAGUGGACAAUCUAUCAUUGACAUCCAGCAACAAUGACUUCUCCUUCAGCCUCUACAAGGAGCUGGCCUUAAAGAAUCCAGGUGAAAACAUCGUCUUCUCCCCACUCAGCAUCUCAGCUGCCUUGGCCGUCCUGUCACUGGGAGCAAGUAACAGCACUCUGCAAGAGAUUCUAGAAGGUCUCAAGUUCAAUCUCACAGAGACCCCUGAGGCAGACAUUCACCGGGGCUUUGGGCAGCUCCUACUCAUGCUCAGUCAGCCAGGGGACCAGGUGCAGAUCAACACAGGCAGCGCCAUGUUUGUUGAAAAGCGCCUGCAGAUCCUGGCAGAGUUCAAGGAGAAGACAAGGGCGUUGUACCAGGCUGAGGCCUCAAGUGCUGACUUCCAGCAGCCUCAUAAGGCCAAAAAGCUCAUCAAUGACUACGUGAGUAAACAGACCCAGGGGAAGAUCAAGGAACUGAUCUCAGGCCUGAAUGAGAAUACAGUAAUGGUGCUGGUGAACUACAUCUACUUUAAAGGGAAAUGGAAGUUUCCCUUUGAUCCUCGUGACACAUUCGAAUCUGAGUUUCACUUGGAUAAGGACAGAUCUGUGAAGGUGCCAAUGAUGAAAAUUGAGCACCUGACCACACCCUACUUCCGGGAUAAGGAGCUGUCCUGCACUGUGGUGGAGCUGAAGUACACAGGCAAUGCCAGCGCCCUGUUCAUCCUCCCUGACAAGGGCAGGAUGCAGCAGGUGGAAGCCAGCCUUCAGCCAGAGACCCUGAGGAAGUGGAAGGACUCUCUGAUGCCCAGGAAGAUCGACAAGCUCUAUAUUCCCAAGUUCUCCAUCUCUACUGACUACAGCCUGGAGAAAAUCCUUCCACAGCUGGGUAUCAGGAAAGUCUUCUCCACACAGGCUGACCUGUCUGGGAUCACAGGGUGCAAGAACCUCGGGGUCUCUCAGGUAGUCCACAAGGCUGUGCUGGAUGUUGAUGAGAAAGGCACAAAAGCAGCAGCUGCCACAGGAGUAAACGUUGAAUUUCGGCGUGGAAUAAUCAACCCUUUGAUUUUGAGUUUAGACAGGCCAUUCCUGAUGAUUAUCCUUGACACAAUCACUCAAGUUGCCCUCUUUUUGGCCAAGGUCAUGAAUCCCAAGUGA